AUGUGCAAAAUCCUUAUUAUGCCCACUAUAUACGAGGAAAUCUGUGCAAUAUAUGACACCCAAACGCAGAAUAAUCAAAGUUCAUUGACAAAUUUGAAUAUUUCUACAAUUUAUGGUAAAGAUUUAAAUCCAGAUGCAUCUAAUAACAAUUAUACUCCCAACCCUUCCGAGAAAAUCUGUGCAAUAUAUGACACUCAAACGCAAAAUGAACAAAGUUCAUUAACAUAUUUGAAUAUUCCUGCAAAUUCUGCUAAAGAUUUUAAACCCGAUUCAUCUGAUGAUAAUUAUGCUCCCAACUCGUCUGACCUAGAAACUGAUUCUUCUUACUCCGACGAUAGUGAUGGUGAUGAUAGCGUGAUAACUUACUAUGAAAACAGUUCUGAAAUCGAAUUAGUUCAAAUUCUUGAAAAUACUCAAUGUACAGAAAACAAUAAUUUUGACGAGUGGGAAGACAUUAACGAUACAAAACCUGAUUUCGAUGAAUUCACAGAUAAUUGUAGACCAAACAUUCCGGAUAAUACUAUUACGCCAGCAGAUUUUUACAGUCUAUUUGUAACGGAUGAAAUUAUUGAGCAAAUGGUAAUAAACACAAACAAUUACGCACAAGAUCUUAUUAGUAAUCUAAGUAAUCUUAAGCCUAAAUCACGCUUGCGAGCCUGGACUCCUACAACUCUAGAGGAGAUGAAAAAAUUUUUAGGAGUGCUACUGACGAUGGGUCUUGUAAGAAUACCACGUUUAAAUGAUUACUCGUCGAAAAUAAACAUCUACAAUAAUAAAUACAUUAGUUUAGUUAUGACAAGAGAUCGAUUUCUGCUAAUUUUGAAAUUUUGGCAUUUUAGUCAAGAGUCACCUAACGACACAGACAAAUUGAAAAAGAUAAGGGAUACUUUUAAUAAGAUUUUAGAAAAAAUGCAAACCCUUUUGGAGCCAGGUCGGUAUCUUAUCAUAGAUGAAAGCAUGAUUCCGUGGCGAGGGAGGUUGAAAUUUCGCCAAUACAUUAAAAACAAGUCCCACAAAUAUGGAGUGAAACUAUAUAAGCUCUGCACUCCAGAAGGAUACACAAGAAACUGUAUUAUAUAUACAGGUAAAGGAGAUAAUGGUCGAGAAACUAAUCAUGGAAAGGAAACAGUAUUAAGAUUAAUAAAAGGAUUAGAAAAUAAUGGAAGAAUAAUAAUAACAGAUAAUUUCUACAAUUCCAUUGAUCUUGCAGAAGAACUUAUACGUAAAAAGACCUUCAUGUGUGGUACUCAGAGACCAAAUCGGAAAGGAAAUCCUAAGAAAAUAAUAUCCAUAAAAUUGAAACGAGGUCAAAUAGUAGGAAAAAUGAACCCAAAUGGGGUAAGAGUUAUAAAGUGGACAGAUAAGAGACCGGUUCAUAUGAUUUCUACGUGCCGAAAUCACAAUUUGACUCUUAAAUCUACAGGUAAGACGAACCGAAUCACUGGAAACAUAAUUAAAAAACCACAAUGCGUCAUAACAUACAAUGAGAAUAAAAAAGGCAUCGAUUUUAACGACCAAAUGUCUUCAUAUUAUUCUAGCUUGUAA
Messenger RNA from Parnassius mnemosyne (clouded apollo), 1545 nucleotides. NCBI's taxonomy places the organism in Eukaryota, Metazoa, Arthropoda, Insecta, Lepidoptera, Papilionidae. The record is from the annotation of a GenBank genome assembly.